AUGGCUGCCUUGCCUGUGCUACAGGUGCUUUUCCUGCUUGCCGCCCUUGACCUGACAGUGGCUCUGCCAGGCAGGUCUUCUCAGCCCCUCCUGACAGGGGCAUCUGCCCAGUACGCAGGGGCAUCUGCCCAGUACGCAGGGGCAUCUGCCCAGUACGCAGGGGCAUCUGCCCAGUACGCAGGGGCAUCUGCCCAGUACGCAGGGGCAUCUGCCCAGUACGCAGGGGCAUCUGCCCAGUACGCAGGGGCAUCUGCCCAGUACGCAGGGGCAUCUGCCCAGUACGCAGGGGCAUCUGCCCAGUACGCAGGGGCAUCUGCCCAGUACGCAGGGGCAUCUGCCCAGUACGCAGGGGCAUCUGCCCAGUACGCAGGGGCAUCUGCCCAGUACGCAGGGGCAUCUGCCCAGUACGCAGGGGCAUCUGCCCAGUACGCAGGGGCAUCUGCCCAGUACGCAGGGGCAUCUGCCCAGUACGCAGGGGCAUCUGCCCAGUACGCAGGGGCUGUACACGGGGGCAGCACUGUGUGCUGCCUGAGGGACAGUGCCAUGUUUUCUGCCCUGAUAGGUCCAACGGGCGCUCCUCCAAGCGGAGCCUUGGAGGGCAAGGCCGGCACCAUUACCUCUAACGAGUGGAGCUCUCCUAACUCCCCCGAGGGGAGCAGUGUCUCUGGGGGCAGUCAGGCACUGGACAAGCCCAUCGACAACGAUGCGGAGGGUGUGUGGAGCCCUGACAUCGAGCAGAGCUUCCAGGAGGCCCUGGCCAUCUACCCGCCCUGUGGCCGGCGCAAGAUCAUCCUGUCGGACGAGGGCAAGAUGUACGGUCGAAAUGAGCUGAUUGCCCGCUACAUCAAGCUCCGGACAGGGAAGACCCGCACCAGGAAGCAGGUCUCCAGCCACAUCCAGGUGCUGGCUCGUCGCAAAGCCCGCGAAAUCCAGGCCAAGCUGAAGGUAAGACAAGCGAGGGACCUUGGGCACAGAUGGGGAGGGCCACAGUCCCUUGGAGCUGCAGCCCGUCUCCUGAUGCGCCUCACCAGCUCCAGCUCAGAGCAGCCGGAGCGCCCUCCAGACCCCUUUCCUUGA
Molecule: messenger RNA, 1077 nt
Organism: Galeopterus variegatus (Sunda flying lemur)
Lineage: Eukaryota; Metazoa; Chordata; Mammalia; Dermoptera; Cynocephalidae
Product: protein FAM71B-like
Exons: 6
Coding region: 1-1077 (358 amino acids)
Biological process (GO): regulation of transcription by RNA polymerase II; embryonic organ development; hippo signaling
Cellular component (GO): transcription regulator complex
Molecular function (GO): DNA-binding transcription factor activity, RNA polymerase II-specific; RNA polymerase II cis-regulatory region sequence-specific DNA binding
Source: RefSeq, a predicted model, not a curated record